This is a messenger RNA of Elgaria multicarinata webbii, 2529 nucleotides long. It is a transcript of the gene VSIG10L2, whose product is annotated as V-set and immunoglobulin domain containing 10 like 2. Lineage: Eukaryota; Metazoa; Chordata; Lepidosauria; Squamata; Anguidae. Gene Ontology annotation, molecular function: protein binding. The record is from RefSeq and is a predicted model, not a curated record. The coding region runs from base 1 to 2529 and encodes 842 amino acids. The transcript has 12 exons.
AUGGAUUAUGGAUUGGCAAGGAACCUACAGUUUAGAAGCCUGCUGAAAAUCAUCUGCAUCCUCCCGACGGUGGCUUAUGGUCAGCUGCUCCCUUUGGAAGAUGCGAAAUACGAGGAGCACGUGGUCAAAGGGGUGCGUGAUCGCUCAGUUCUGCUGGCAUGCGGCGACGUGGUCUUGCCCAUGGUUGUCUUCUGGAGCUUCACCAAGCUGGGCUCGCUCAUUCCCAGGGCUGUUGCCAUCAGCAAUGGGCUAGAGUCCAAGGUGGAGAAGGCCUCUGCUGUUCUUGGGGAGGUGACUUUGAGGAACAGCACCCUGGAGAUCGAGAAUCUGCAAAAGGCAGCGGAAGGGCGCUUCAUGUGCCAGGCGAUGUACGAAGAGGAAGGGGAGAUCAGGGUGGCGUAUUUCUACAUCGAGCUCAUUGUUUUGGUUCCUGUUUCAAAGCCCUUCCUACAGAUGAACAAUUCAACGCCCGUAGAAGGCAUGACCGUCGUGAUGACGUGUACAGUGAAAGAAGGGACGCAUCCUGUCGAAUAUUCCUGGCAGCGCCACACGAACCGGGAUGGCUUGGUGGCUGUCAUAGAAGCAACGGGCGGUCUCUUGAACCUGACGUCGGCUAACCGGACUCACAUGGGUUGGUACACCUGCACUGCCCAGAAUGAGGUCAAUAGCCAAACCAGUGACAGAAUGUACCUCGACGUCAUCUAUGGGCCUGACGAACCUGUGAUCAGUGUGGAGCCGUUUGCCAUUAACCAACAUGGCUUCCUAGCCAAUGAGCUGGAAGAGGUGAUUAUGACGUGCCUGGCUCUUUCUAACCCACCCAGCCACUACAUUUGGUUCUACAACAGCUCUCAGGUGUACUCUGGCCAGAAGUAUGUGAUCACCAGGAUCUCACGGACCCAAACGGGCAUUUACACUUGCCUGGCCCAAAACAUGCAUCUGAAUACACGUACCCAGACGGCCAUCAUAUUGACAGUCUACUAUCUGCCCAAGGGGAAGCCCAGCUGCACGCCGCUGCCGGCGGCCAAUUUCCGAGACCUUGCUCUGCACUGUUCGUGGCAGGGGGGUUUCCCCCCGGUGCGGCUGCGGUGGGUGAAAUCCGGGCAGAAGGGAAACCACACAGCGACCUACUCCCAUGCCACCCAAAUCCAUCUAGGCACGGACGUUCACAACGGGAGCUCAUACACGUGCCUGGCUUCCCAUCCGGCACUGAGAGAGGACACCAUCUGCAGGACCACUGUGUGGGUUCCAGGCGGGAGGCCGACCUGCAGCGCCGUGGCGACGAAGCAGAAUGAAUUCCUCAUGCUGACGUGCGACUGGGCAGGCGGAGAACCCCGGGUGACGCUCUGGUGGAGGGACUGGAGGGACCGCGUGCUGGGAGGGCUGAAGCAAUCCCAUAACAUCUUUGUCAUGAAAUCCAACGCUAGCCUCGGGGGCAAGGAAUUCACCUGCAUGGUGGCUCACCCUCUUUGGGAAAGGGCUGCCGAGUGCCAUGUCCUUCUGGAACCUCCCAAGCUUUUGGUGGAGAGGUCCAAGGUGUCCCUCUUUGAAGGCAACGAGGCCCAGCUGGCUUGCCUGCUCCAAGGCACUUACCUGGGCUCAGAGGUCUUCUGGUACAACAACAAGAACCAGGUCAUUAGAGCGGACGCUCGAAAAUACAGGCUGCAGCAGGAGAACGCCUGGUUUAACUUGACCCUCCGGGAUACCGAGUGGAUGAGGGACAGCGGCAUCUAUCGCUGCGCUGCCGUGAACGCCGUGGGCAACGCUUCUGCCGCCAUCAACCUGCAGGUUAAAAAGUACCCCACCCCACCCAAUGUGACCAUCAGCAAGCUGAUGUACACCCGCCACCGCACGGAGGUGGAGGUGGAAUGGCAGACCCAGGGCGCCGGAAACCUAACCGGCUUUGUGGUCCAACGGAGGGACGCAAAGAAGGCCCUUAAAAAGCAGCUGGCCAGCAUCUGGGAAACGGUGGCCAGCGAUAUUGACCCCGACAUCCGCGACCACAAGCUGGGUGGGCUAGAUCCUGCCAUGGUGUAUGCCUUCCGCAUCCUGGCUGUGAACCACCGCACUACGGGGCACCCCUCUGAAGUGAAGACACCAGCCGACCCUCCUUUUAACGCUUACCCCGCCGUGAUUGGUGCCGCAGUGGCAGGAAUGAUUGUGGCAACAAUCACAUCUCUUCUGGUGUUUCAGUACAUCAUUCGGAACCGGGAGAACAAUCCAAGGUUACAUGACCUGCUCUUCAGAAUGGCCGGUGCAGAAGCCCACGAGCACAUCAGUACACCGGAAGAUGCCGAGACGGCAACAGGCAUUGAUAGCGAAGCCGGUGAGCAGGUUGGAGAGUCUUCGGCUGCAGCUGAAGGACCAUCCGCAGAAGCUGGCCUGGAGGAAGCUGCAGCAGCCUCCGAGGAUCCCAUGGUGGCCCCGGAAGAUGCCUCAUCUCCAGCCCUUGCUCCAGAUCCCACUGCUCCAGCUCCUUCCACUGAUGAUGACCCAGUUAAUGUUACAAUCACAGUGACGGCAACCCCAUGA